Messenger RNA from Sinocyclocheilus grahami, 1411 nucleotides. Its product is annotated as DNA replication complex GINS protein SLD5-like. The transcript is spliced from 8 exons. The record is from RefSeq and is a predicted model, not a curated record. The coding region runs from base 20 to 682 and encodes 220 amino acids. Lineage: Eukaryota; Metazoa; Chordata; Actinopteri; Cypriniformes; Cyprinidae. Gene Ontology annotation, cellular component: GINS complex. Gene Ontology annotation, biological process: double-strand break repair via break-induced replication; DNA-templated DNA replication.
CCGGCGCCUCAUAGUCAGGAUGGCAGACGGAGAGGAGAGCGGAGGAGAGGAGGGCCGGGAGGACGUGCUGAUGACCCCGGCGCAGCUCAUCGCCAGGCUGGAGGAGGCUUGGCUCAAUGAGAAGUUUUCUCCAGAACUGUUGGAGAACAAGUCAGAGUUGGUGGAGUGUGUGAUGGAGCAGCUCACGCACAUGGAGGAAAAUCUGCAGCGGGUGAGGAAAGGUGAUGUGAAGGCCAGUGUGCAUCGCAUGGAGAUCGAUCGCAUCCGCUUUGUUCUGAGCAGCUACCUGCGCUCAAGACUCCAGAAGAUCUAUCAGUUUUUCCCUCAUGUUUUGGAGAAAGAAAAGUCACGUGCUGAUGGAGAUCCUUCAUUUCUCUCUCCUGAAGAGUUUGCCUUCGCUAAAGAGUAUCUGGCCAACACAGAGAUGUAUCUCCGAAAUGUGGCUCUGAAACACAUGCCCCCAAACCUGCAGAGCAUUGACAUGCUGAAGGCCGUUCCUGAGCCGUGUCUGGACUCGUUUGUGUUCCUGAGAGUCAAAGAGAGGCAGGAGAAUAUCCUGGUGGAGCCUGAGACGGAUGAGCAGCGGGAGUACGUUGUGGACUUGGACGAAGGUUCACAGCACCUGAUGCGUUACCGUACUAUAGCGCCUCUAGUUGCCAGUGGUGCAGUGCAACUUAUUUAAACCUGCAGAGCCUCAGGAACAGAAUGAAGACACCCUUACAUGCUAGAUGGCCAACUGUGAACAUCAGUAUCCCAGCACCUUUACAGAUCCUGCUUGGACCCUGAGCAUGUCUGCAUCUUUGAAUCUAGAAGCAUUUAUAUUUUAAAAUGGCUCAUUCUCAUCAUGAAACUGACAUAAAAGCAGUAUGGAUUGUUAAUGUUGACUAAUCUAUAAGAACAAACGAUCUUCAGUGUAUUCUGAUUAUCUGGAUUGUCUUGGGUUAUUGCAAUCUCCCUGCAAUAUUUCAUCACAAAUUGACAGCUGCGUUAUUGCAGUCUGAUCAGAAACUAGUGAACCUGACACUCUUGCUCUGAAACGGAAGCUGUGGUUUUCUCUGUAAAUGGGAAGUUGUUGGUUUGGAUGUAUGCGGUCGUUUAAAUGGUCAUUGGGGUUUUGCUGGUGUGUUAGAAUAAAAUGGUAUUAUUUAUGUUUCUAUAUUGAUCCACCAUGUUUUUUGUGUUGUUUGCUGCAUGCUGUUUUGUAGUAUAUUAUAGCUAGCUGUUAAAAUGAUCUGACUUACAUGUUAAACUCUUUAAGUUUGUCAUUGUCAACAGGAUUUAUGGCAUAAUUUCCGAAAAACACAUUUAUAGUGACAUACUUGAAUGUAAAUAGGGUCAGAUAUCUUGUAUUUUAUUCUAGGAGUUUUUCAGGGGGGAAAAAAACAGUUUUUGUGUUUUUAUAUAAAGCAAG